Molecule: messenger RNA, 951 nt
Organism: Aspergillus welwitschiae
Lineage: Eukaryota; Fungi; Ascomycota; Eurotiomycetes; Eurotiales; Aspergillaceae
Product: alpha/beta hydrolase
Exons: 1
Coding region: 1-951 (316 amino acids)
Molecular function (GO): hydrolase activity
Source: RefSeq, a predicted model, not a curated record
AUGGCCUCCUUCACCGCAUGGCUUUUCCGCAUGUUCGUCACGUACAUUCGUAGAAGCAGACUCGUCUUCGGCAGCGCUGAAAAUAUGCGCAACAAUAUGCGCGAGCUCUACCUCCGGCCAGGGAACUUCAAUCCACCCAAGAACCUCGAGCCUGGAAUCACCAUCGAUCGCAUUGACUACGGUGCCUGGCCUCUUUAUCGCGUGUCCUCAGCAGGCAACUCCGUCAAGAAGCGUCCCGCGAUGAUGUACAUCCACGGCGGCGCGUUUUAUCGGGAGAUCAACCCCCAGCACUGGAAGCUGGUCGCGCAGGCCGUGCGGGACACCGGACUGGAUGCCAUUGUCCCCAUCUACCCAUUACUUCCGCGACCUGGGACAACGGCGGCCGAGGUCAUCGAUGGGUUCAUGGAUAUCUGCAGUAGACUUGAACAGCCCAUUGUGUCCAUCGUCGGUGACUCGGCGGGCGGUAUGUACACUCUAGCUACCAUGCAGCAAUUGUUGAAGCAGCAUCCUGAGCUUGCGAGACGCGUGCUCUGCAUCGUGCUUAUCUCUCCCAUACUUGACCUGGGCUUGGACCACCCCGAGGUUGUGCGCCGGGCCAAGAAUGACCCGUGGCUGGGGCUGGAUGGCCUGCGUCAGCUCCUGCCGCUUCUUGGGCCAGGGUUACCAGCUCACGAUCCGAUAGUCAGCCCACUGUUUGGGGACAUCGAGACGUUGCCGCCCGUCAUGCUGCUAAGCGGCACAUAUGACAUGCUUGUAGCGGAUGCACAACGAUUAAGCGCGAAGUUCCAGGGCAAGGGCACUGAGAUUUGCAUGCCUGGGAGUUUCAAAAACGACAAAUUCACUUUCAUUGAGCAGCCGGAGAUGGUGCACGUGUAUCCGCUCCUGCCGCAUCCCGAGGGCGCGGAGGCUCGGAAAACGAUUAUUCAUUUCCUCAAGCAGCAUACUGGAUAG